AUGGCGCCGCCCGCCGCCCGCCUCGCCUUGCUCUCCGCCGCCGCGCUCACGCUGGCGGCCCGGCCCGCGCCUGGACCCGGACCCGAGUGUUUCACAGCCAAUGGUGUGGAUUAUAGGGGAACACAGAACUGGACAGCGCUGCACGGUGGGAAGCCAUGUCUGUUCUGGAACGAGACUUUCCAGCAUCCAUACAACACUCUGAAAUACCCCAACGGGGAGGGGGGCUUGGGCGAACAUAACUAUUGCAGAAACCCAGAUGGAGAUGUGAGCCCCUGGUGCUAUGUGGCUGAGCAUGAAGAUGGUGUCUACUGGAAGUACUGCGAGAUACCUGCUUGCCAAAUGCCCGGAAACCUUGGCUGCUACAAGGAUCAUGGAAACCCACCUCCUCUAACUGGCACCAGUAAAACGUCUAACAAACUUACCAUACAAACCUGCAUCAGCUUUUGUCGGAGUCAGAGGUUCAAGUUUGCUGGAAUGGAGUCAGGCUAUGCUUGCUUCUGUGGAAACAACCCUGAUUACUGGAAGUACGGGGAGGCAGCCAGUACCGAGUGUAAGAGCGUCUGCUUCGGGGAUCACACCCAGCCCUGUGGUGGCGAUGGCAGGAUUAUCCUCUUUGAUACUCUCGUGGGCGCCUGUGGCGGGAAUUACUCCGCUAUGACUGCAGUGGUCUACUCCCCGGACUUUCCUGACACCUACGCCACAGGGAGGGUCUGCUACUGGACCAUUCGCGUCCCGGGCGCCUCCCACAUCCACUUCAACUUCACCUUAUUUGACAUCAGGGAUUCCGCAGACAUGGUAGAGCUGCUGGAUGGCUACACUCACCGGGUCCUGGUCCGCUUCAAUGGAAGGAACCGCCCCCCUUUGUCCUUUAAUGUCUCUCUGGAUUUCGUCAUUUUGUACUUCUUCUCUGAUCGUGUCAAUCAGGCCCAGGGAUUUGCUGUCCUGUACCAAGCCAUCAAGGAAGAACAGCCGCAGGAGAGGCCCACUAUCAACCAGACCCUGGCCGAAGUGAUCACCGAACAGGCCAACCUCAGCGUCAGUGCUGCCCGGUCCUCCAAAGUCCUCUAUGUCAUUACCACCAGCCCCAGCCACCCACCUCAGACCGUCCCAGGAUGGACAGUGUAUGGCCUGGCAACUCUCCUCAUUCUCACAGUCACAGCAAUCGUAGCAAAGAUACUUCUGCAUGUCACGUUCAAGUCCCAUCGUGUUCCUGCCCCAGGGGACCUUAGGGGUUGCCAUCAACCAGGGACUUCGGGGGAAAUCUGGAGCAUUUUUUAUAAGCCUUCUACUUCGAUUUCCAUCUUUAAGAAGAAGCUCAAGGGUCAGAGUCAACAAGAUGACCGGAAUCCCCUCUGGCAUGCAAAGGAGUGACCAGUGGGAAUGAACCCCGGUGCCCACCUCCUCCGACUUCAGAGCAGACCUGAGGCCUCUCAAGCAGAUGCGAGGUAACUGGGUUGCUGUAACUUCUGAAGUGUGGGCUCUGGCUCAAGACUCCAAUCAGUCAGAAACCCGCAAAGAUCAAAGCACUCUCAAGUACAGUUGUCCUGGCCAGCAGGCAAACCUGUGGGGUGUGCCCGGGCAUAGUCACACACCCACGCCUGCUCAGCACCAAGUCAGGAGUCGGCCUUACCGGGUUUGUGGUCCAGCCAUAGUCAGCCAGGCUGUCCCCAAGCCCCCGUGAGUCCUGGGGGCACUGCACACUUAGUCUCCAGGCACUUAGAAGUAGACAGCCUACGAUGACCACUAAUAAAUACCUAGAAUAAUGGAAAAAAAAAAAAAAAAGUGGACAGCC
This is a messenger RNA of Loxodonta africana (African savanna elephant), 1792 nucleotides long. It is a transcript of the gene KREMEN1, whose product is annotated as kringle containing transmembrane protein 1. The coding region runs from base 1 to 1371 and encodes 456 amino acids. Gene Ontology annotation, biological process: Wnt signaling pathway; multicellular organism development. Gene Ontology annotation, cellular component: plasma membrane. NCBI's taxonomy places the organism in Eukaryota, Metazoa, Chordata, Mammalia, Proboscidea, Elephantidae. The transcript has 10 exons. The record is from RefSeq and is a predicted model, not a curated record.